Molecule: messenger RNA, 1041 nt
Organism: Hibiscus syriacus
Lineage: Eukaryota; Viridiplantae; Streptophyta; Magnoliopsida; Malvales; Malvaceae
Exons: 2
Coding region: 512-925 (137 amino acids)
Source: RefSeq, a predicted model, not a curated record
CUUAGCUUCCAAAAAUCACAGCCAUUAAAACUCUGCGCUUUUUCUCUUAUAAAUAUCCUCACAAUCUCUCAAAAGUCUCAACCGCCUCUCUUCUUCCUCAAAUCUACGGAAUUCCCCGAAUCUGCAAAUACCCAGAUUUCAUUUCUACCCUUUUCUGUGCCUUUUUAAAAUAAAGAACUUUGUUCUUUUAAGACUUGUGAAUGGUGGAAACACUUGGGAUCACCAGCAAUUUUAUGCUCUCCCUUUGUAGGUCAAGGGCGAGCACUCUCUUCUCUGUUUCUUCGGUCUCUAUUUUCGCUUUCGGUUCUUGCAAAGCUGCCUGGUAUUACCGCUGUCUUGGCCUUGACCCAUAAAUCUAUAACCAGGAAUCCCUCUUAAUAUCCGGUGGUCACCCCGAUUUAUUUCGGAUCUAAGCAAAGCAAAAUAAACCCGUUGUUUUUUCAUUUCGAAUAACAGUUUUUGGUGUAAUAUUCGCUCGUUUGAUCGUUUUAUUUUGGGGAAAAAAGUGAAAAUGGUACUUUACAAGCAGAAGAAGACUUGGGAUCCUAAGGGGAAUAGGAUCUUGAUUAAUAUCACUGUUUUGGGAAGUGCUGGGCCGAUCCGUUUCGUUGUUAACGAAGAAGAGCUUGUUCCUUCUGUUAUUGAAACUUCUUUGAAAGCCUAUGCUCGUGAGGGUCGUCGUCCGGUUCUUGGAUCCGACAUCAAUGAUUUCUUUCUUUUUUGCCCCAGCGCAAGCUCCGAUGCACUGAAUCCAUGGGAGACAAUUGGAUCACGAGGGGCAAGGAAUUUCAUAUUGUGCAAGAAGCCAAGAAGGGAGAAAUUGGAAGGUGAUGGAAAGCCAAGUGAAGCGGUUACCAGGAAAGGAAGCGGCAAUUGGAAGGCAUGGAUUAAUAAGUCCCUUAAUCUUAAGAUAUCUUCCCAGUAAUACAUCAUUCCCAAUCCUUUUAGUUCUUGUGUUUUCUUUUCUUUUAUGCUAAGGACUUGAAUCAUGUAUGGCCAUGUUAUAAUCUUGUUUACGUUUUUGCCUAUAUUUGUACUGCA